Messenger RNA from Agelaius phoeniceus (red-winged blackbird), 2625 nucleotides. The record is from RefSeq and is a predicted model, not a curated record. Lineage: Eukaryota; Metazoa; Chordata; Aves; Passeriformes; Icteridae.
AUGGAAAUGCAGGCCUGGGACACUCACACAGCAGCAGCAUUAAGGGAGUGGUAUAAGUAUCAGGAACAAAACUUGUAUGGAGAUGAAGAAAUAGAUGAUGAGGAGGAAGAAGAAGAAAUAGAAGAAAUAGAAGAAGUAGAAGAAGUAGAAGAAGUAGAAGGAAAAGAAGAAACAGAAGGAGGUGAAAAAAAAGAAGGAACAGAGAAAAAAGAGGAAAAAGUGGAAAAAAAUGAAAAAGAAAAGGAUCGUAAAUCACCAGAGGGAGAGACAAGCAGCAGUAGUAGCACUGUGGAAACUGGGGAGACAGAGGAGACUACUCAGAAAGAGACCAUCGUUCAGCAGGAGAUGGAAAACACUGACAAUCAUGCUGUGAACAGUUCUUCAGAGAACACUGAUGACCAAAAAACUGGAGUGGGGAGAAAAAAGUUUUCCCUGUUUAAGCGAAAGCCACUGAUGAGCCAGAAGAAUGUAUGUAGCAGAAAGGAAGACAGCUCUGAAAAGCCAUUGCAGAGUGAAGAAAAGGAAAAGGAAGAUUUAACUGGUGAAAGCAAUAAGGAUGAAAAUCAGAACCAUACACUGGAGAAUUCCAGUGAAACUGUGACUAACCAGGACAGAAGGAUGAAAGUUAAUACAUGUACAUUGCUGUAAAACUGUUGUAAUAUAAGAGAAUGUGACAGUCCUAAAGCACACAGUGCAAUUUUUACUUGAAAACAGUUAUGACUCGAGAUGUUGAUGGCUGCUUUUUUUGAUUGAUUGGAUUGCUGUAAUUUUAAAUAGGUAGAUGAUUUUCUUGGUAUUUAUUGGUAAUUUUAACAGUUCAAAAUGAUAUGCUUAUCAGCACCUUGCUGGAGUUCUGUGGCCUUACCUGUUGAUGUUCUAAUGCAAAAUAUGGGAGUUUUUUAAUGUGAAAAGUUGAAUACAGGCAUUUUAUGGUUUUUGCUAAAUAAUUUUCUUCUGUUUCAGUCUACAGAGUACCACUUUCAGCAUGACACUCUUGCAAAAUUAUAAUAUUCUAUAUAUUACUUGGUUUAACAACCAAGUUAAGAAUAUUUAAGGUACUCAGAAAUAUACAUGUUUCUGUUUUGACAUAGCAAAAAUAGCACUAAAACUUUCAAGUUAACUUGUGGGCCACUAUGGAAGAAGUUAUUUGAGUAUGUGCCUAAUUUCACUCAUGGCAGUAGUCCCAGUGGAAACAGUGUCAGGAUGGAAGUAUCCUGCCAAGCUGGGACAGGGAGAAAGCUUUUAUUUCUGAGAGGUGCUGAAAAACCUUUGCUCCUGCUGAAAUUGGCAUAAGCUGAUGGGCCUCUCUCCUACUGAAUCAGGCCCAGUGGAAACUGGACACCCUCACUCUUGUUUCACUUGGAUUCUAGUCCUGUAUUCUCUAAAUAUCCACACCUUAAUGAGUCUCCAGUGAAGCUUUUCUCACAGGAAAAUAAUGCAACCAGAGGUACUGUGGCAUCAGUAUGACAGACUGAUCCCUAUGGGGUAAAUACUCAUUUUUUUCUCAGGCAGACUGGCUUUUCUUCAGAUGGAAACAGGAGGAGCCAAAAAUCAGUACAAAUAAAAACUGCUUAACACCACUGUAGCAUUAAGAAGCAGGAAUUCUUUAUUCAGCCUGAUGCUCAAGGGGAUAUCUCCUCCAAAAUAUUGUGCAGGCUGAGUACAGAAAAAAAUUCCUGUUUAGAUACUGUAUUUUUCAUACACAGUCAUUGAUUUUCCCACAAUAAACAUACACAUGACAAAUAAUUUCCCUGAAAUCAAGAACAUAUUUUCCCUCCCAUUUGCAAACAUUUGUCCUGGAGGUCCCUUUGCUGGUCCCUGGUGGUCAGUGACCCCCCAGUGAUCACACAGUGAACUGGUGAAAGGUGGGACAACGGGGCUGGCUGCUUUCCAGUUCUUCCUUCAAUUUCCCCAGUUUCAGAGUUGCUUAUAUUUUAUACAAUAGGUCAGAAGUGUCCAGAAUUAAUUUAAUCCUAGGAGUUGGUUCACCUGCAUGCUUUGUCCUUUUAAGAAUGGCAGGUGCCCAGAUUCAUUCACAGGGCUUCCUCUGUGCUACCACAAUCAUCAUCCUAAAAACCUGGAUGCUUGGCUCAUCCUUUGCCAGAGUUAAUUAGGAUCCUUUUGUGUCUUUUAUUUUUCUUUGGGCUACUCCUGGGUUCUGCAGUGAACCUUACAUGAGGGUUUUUUCCUCCAUUAUAUUUACAUAUUUGCUUAUUUUUCUGAAUGCACAUGUGGUUUCUGUUCCACUUGGAUACUGUUGACAAGAGUAAAGUGGAAAAGGAGAAAUAAAGUAGAUGGUGCCCUCAUUAAUUUAAAUAAACUUUAAUUAUUUUUUUAAGGGGAGAUCAGUCAUAGAAAUUGUUACUGUAAGAACAAUUUCUUUUUUAAAGGUGAACUAAUUUAGUGAGAAAUAUUACUUUAAAAUGGGAAUUACCCUCAAAUCUAACACUACAGAAGUUUAUGAAAUGGACUUUAAAAUGCUGCAUGUCUGAGCAGUUUCAGGGACUGGUACAUUUAUCUUGUCCACAUACUUUGCUCAACAAAAAGCAGGAACAUACUAACCCAUUCCAAUGUCUUUUCUACAUGUCUUCAUUUUUAAUAAAAAAGAUUAAACAAACAAAACAA